AGACUGAGAGAAAGAGAAAGAGAGGGAGAGAGAUAGGUUUCUUUCUUCAUUUCACAAAGAAUCAAAGAUUUCCUUCUCUGAUCACAUCAUAAUCACACAGAGAGAUAGGAUAGAACAACACAGAAUAAAGAGAAGAAAAAGAAAAAAUGGCGCAGGCACAAGCACAGACAUUGGAGGAGAAGAGCAAUAUCCAAGAAACUACUGCGCCCAGUUCCACCUUCAAGUUGAAUGCUCAAGCACCUGAAUUUGUGCCCAGAUCACAUACCCAGAUGCCGAUUUCGGGUUAUUUCUAUCCCUUCUUUCAUAUUCUUGGUGGCGCCGGUGCUUCUGAUUGGUUCCCUGGUGGCGAUCAAGAUCCUUCCUCCCGUUUGAUCUCCACUACCAAUGUGGCACUUCCUAACUGCUCGAAGAAUGUCCUCACUAAUGAUCUUCAGCAGAAAAUCGUCAAACAGGCGGAGUACCAGUUCAGUGACAUGAGUUUGCUGGCAAAUGAAUCUUUCCUGAAACAGAUGAACAAAGAUCCUGAAGGUUAUGUUCCUAUAUCCCUUAUUGCUUCCACAAAAAAGGUGAAGUCCCUCACCAGAAACAUUCACCUGCUUACCCAAGCACUGCGUUCAUCUUCAAAACUUGUUUUAAGUGCUGAUGGGAAGAAGGUCAAACGAAAACAACCGUUCACUGAUAAGGAGAAAGAGGAAUUGCAGUCUCGCACUGUUGUGGUAGAGAAUUUACCUGAAGAUCAUUCCCACGAAAAUCUUAUGAAAAUAUUUAGUGUCGUUGGAAGUGUGAAAACAAUCAGAAUCUGCCAUCCUCAGGAAUCUAGUUCUCCCAGACUAAAGGGUGAUCUCCUCAUUAGUAACAAGCUGCAUGCACUUGUGGAGUAUGAGACAUCAUAUGUAGCUGAGAAAGCGGUUGAGAAGCUAAAAGAUGAUAGGAAUUGGAGAAAUGGGAUGCGAGUUAGGUUGCUGCUUAGGUGCUCGCCAAGAUCUGUUUUGAAGAGUAAGAAGACGGAAUUCGAUGGCUUUCUUGAGGAAAAUGAGAUGCUAAAUUCUGAACCUGCUGAGGAUUCUUCUCAUUCAUACAACACUGACCAUUUGAUGGUUCAGACAAAUGCGGAAGAAAAUGGAGUGGGGUCAAAGAAAGGAUGGGGAAGAGGACGUGGCAAGGGAAGAGGGCGUGGACUGCUUGCUCUGCCAUGUCAGCCAAGUAGCAGCCCUGCUGUUGUUGUGAGUGAAGGAGGUUCUGCAAGACCCAACACCAAGGGCCCCAGAAUGCCCGACGGCACCAGAGGCUUCACCAUGGGAAGGGGCAAGCCUAUUACUUCUUCUUCAUCUUCUUCUGCUCUACCUAGGUCACCUCAAGAGUAAUAAUGGCCCGUGAUCUCAUCCUCAAAUUUUGUUCUCUGAUCUCUGCUUCUGCUUCCGUGAAAUAGUUUUAUUUUUCCCUCCACUCUUAGUGCUCCUUUCUUUUUUGUUUUGUGUAACAUUUGCUUUUACUCAUUGUAAACACUUUAUUGUAGCAGUGGAUAACAGUUUUUCGACGUUCCCUUCUAAUGCUAAA
This is a messenger RNA of Neltuma alba, 1557 nucleotides long. Its product is annotated as la-related protein 6C. Gene Ontology annotation, molecular function: RNA binding. The record is from RefSeq and is a predicted model, not a curated record. NCBI's taxonomy places the organism in Eukaryota, Viridiplantae, Streptophyta, Magnoliopsida, Fabales, Fabaceae. The coding region runs from base 147 to 1364 and encodes 405 amino acids. Gene Ontology annotation, biological process: RNA processing. Gene Ontology annotation, cellular component: ribonucleoprotein complex; nucleus. The transcript is spliced from 10 exons.